UCAGCAGUCCUCAGACCCGCUCAGUCCCGCUUUCCCAGUUGAUCGACAACUUCGCAACAAGUUGCUCUGCGGCUUCAACUCUCUCCAACUUAUUUUGGUUUCGAGUCCAUCCUGGACAUAAACUCUAACUCUUGCUAACCGAGUGAAGAAGGAUUGUUUUACCCUAACGCAGCCAAAAUGAGUGAACUCUGCAGCAGAUCGACUGAUUAAAGGGGUUAGAUCAGCUUUCUUCAGGGUAGCUGUGUUUGCACUGUGACCUGUGGGUCUGGACAGACAGAGCAAAGAGGUCACAGACAAUAGGACCAUGGAUUUUGGCAACGAUGUGGACCUGUCCAAUGAAAACAUCACUCCAUUGUGGAGACGCCGCUCGGACAACUGUAAAACAUCUCAGAGCUUGAGCAAACCCAAACCGCGACCCCUCAGUUAUCACAUAAAUGGGGUGAUGAUGACAGACUUUCCUGCGGAGGACAACAAGCCUUCCUUCACCUUGACUCAACCUGCAGAGAGACUGGUGGUCGCACCUCCCUGCUGGGAUAAGAACACGGUGGUGCUUAAGCAUGUUCUGCACAAACCUUCGAAGAAAACAAGAGUUGUUCGAAGCAUCAGCAUCGGGCAUUUCUCCAAUGGAUUGUUCUCACUGUCCAAAUUUAGGUCUGAGGAUAACAGAUCUGCUUCAUUGGACAAUAGAGUGUGUAAUGGAGGCUGUGACAAAGAGAAACCCAGUAAUGGAGUAGCGGUUUGGCCUGAAAAGCAUCUCCAGGAUGCUCAGAAACGCUCUUCCAGUGCGUUCAGUCUUAAUACUCAGAAAGACCAGAUAUCAUUUGGGACUAAUUCAGAUGUACUCCCUGUUAAUGGCUCCUCUCCUGUGCUUUCUCAGCAUACUCAGAACAACAGCCACCAUGAACUGUCUUCCCUUUCAUCCACUUCAAGCCCCUCUCCCCCAGCUCUGCGUGCCCCCACUCCUUCCCACAGCUCCACUUCCAGCAUCCCGUCCCUCUCAUCUCUUACCUCUUCAGGCCCAUCGACCCCACGCUCCCCUUCACCAGCAGACAGAGGCCAAGCACUCCUUCGACAGUCCUCGUCCACCCCUUCCCCCUCACAGGACACAAAACAUGCUUCAUCCACUUCUUCCCUCUCCUCGUGCUCACCCUCUCCUUCACUUUCCCCCACUGUCUCUCCACCCCCUUCCAUCGUCCUCAGCACCAACAGCCCUGCUGCCCUGAAGAUGGGCACCCAGCAGCUCAUACCCAAGAGUUUGGCAUCUGAUACGCGCCAGAACAAAACACCUACCCCUGGGUCUCAAGGCCAAGGUUUGGCAGGGCUGCUUGGUUUGGAUCAUUCCAAACGAGCAGUUAAAGCCCUCAGCAUGGUAGAAUCAGGGAGCUACUUUUCUACAGGAGGGGGUCAUGCUGAGGGGACAGAAGGGGAAAGUGACAGUCCGGGGACUCUUAGAAGAGGCCUCAGGAGUACGUCCUACAGGAGGGCUGUUGUGAGUGGAGUAGACUUGGAGGUCCCAACGGUAGAUCCAAAGGCUCAUCGGUUGUCCGAGCCUGCUCUCAAAGGGCUGGAUGGGGUUAAACCAGCUUCACCAGUAAGCCAGGCAGGUCCUGGCAGUGCAAGUCCAUCUAGUCCUGGGACAGCUAACCUAUCAAGCCCAGGGACUCCCAAACUGAGCCUCCCUGGGACACCGAAAGUUAGCAGUCCAAGACUUUCAAAGCCCACUAGCCCUGGGACCAAAUUACCUACCAGCACCGGGAAAAACAAGAACCCAGAUAAGAAGAAAGUUUUGACAUCCCAGCGGACAUUUGACAGCGAGGAGGAGGAACUGUACCAGAACUACCAGGAGAAGGCCUUGCACAAUGACUCAGAUGAGGAUGCUGAUUCCAGAGAACCCAAACCUGAUAAUGGCAUCGUGGUGCAGUACAGACCUAUUCGCACCUCCUGGAGCCAACUCAGCGUGGUUAAAAAAAGUGGUCUAUCAGACCGGCUGAGUCAGGAGGAACGAAAAAGACAAGAGGCCAUUUUUGAGGUGAUUUCAUCCGAACACUCCUAUCUGCACAGUCUGGAGAUCCUGAUCCGCAUGUUCAAGAACUCUGCUGAGCUGAGCGAGGCCAUGACCAAGACUGAACACCACCACCUCUUCUCCAACAUCACUGACGUCUGUGAGGCCAGCAAAAAGUUUUUUAAGGAGCUGGAGGAAAAACACCAACAGAACAUUGUAAUCGAUGACAUCAGCGACAUCGUUAGCAGGCAUGCUCAGUCCAACUUCGACCCCUUUGUUACAUACUGCUCCAAUGAGGUCUACCAGCAGAGAACGCUACAGAGGCUGGUGUCCAAGAAUCCCACUUUUAAGGAGGUGCUGACCAGGAUAGAGGGCCACCCAGACUGCAGGAACCUUCCAAUGAUCUCCUUCCUCAUCCUUCCUAUGCAGAGGAUCACCCGCCUGCCCCUGCUCAUGGAUACGAUCUGUCAAAAGACACCUAAAGACUCAGCGCAGUAUGAAGAGUGUAAGAAGGCUUUACAAGCAGUCAGUAAGGUGGUGAGAAAGUGUAAUGAAGGAGCUCGCACCAUGGAGAGAACAGAGAUGAUGUAUACCAUCAAUUCUCAACUGGAGUUCAAGAUCAAGCCUUUCCCGCUGGUCUCGUCCUCCAGGUGGAUGGUAAAGAGAGGAGAGCUGACGGCCUUCGUGGAGGACAACGGCAUCUUCCUCAAGCGCACAUCAAGACAGCAGGUCUAUUUCUUCCUCUUCAACGACGUCCUCAUUGUCACCAGGAAGAAGAGUGAAGAGAGUUACACUGUGAUCGACUACGCCCUGAGGGACCAGAUCUGGGUGGGCUCCUGCCAGCCAGAGGAUCUGAACCUGUCACCAGUCAGAAGCACUGCCGGCAUGCUGAGCUCACGGCAACCUGGCGCCAACCAUCUUUUCCGUCUGUGCUUCCGCAGCAACCACUCGGGUGAAAAGGUGCCCAUGAUCCUGGGAACGGAGUUACUGAAUGAGCGUGCUCGAUGGAUCAGCGCUCUGGGCCAGAAUGUCAACAAGGACAAGAGUCAGGACAGAACCAAUGCCAUGCAGGUGGAAGUGAUCAGAACGUACACUGCCAAGCAGCCAGACGAGUUGUCCCUGCAGGUUGCUGAUGUGGUGCUCGUCUCUCAGACAGUAGAAGACGGUUGGUAUGAAGGUGAGCGACUGCGGGACGGAGAGAGAGGGUGGUUCCUUGCCGAGUGUGCUGAAGCGAUCACUUGCCAGGCCACCAUCGAGCGCAACAUGCAGAGGAUGGACCGCCUGCAGGGGUUGGAGACUAAUGUGUGAGCCGGAUGAGAGAGCAAGAGGGUGCUAAAACCCACAGGGGGCUCUUCUUAUAAUCUUUGACACAUAGUGACCUUUUCAGUGCAGCAAACUCUAACGAAUACUUUCAAGGACAGCAUCAGUGACCCACCGACAGGGACCAAAUGGAGCAGUGUGAGCGCUUUCUGGACUGUAGCUCAGCCACUAAUGUCUGAGUUUCAAAGCAAACACUGUUCAGAGCAAAUAGAGGGAAGAACAGAGACUUCCUUAAUUACUGAUCAGUGCCUGUGUGGGCGGGCUGGCUCGACAGUGGGAUCUGUCACAUUCAUUAAUUCCCCGGUUGGUUAGAAAACUUCACACCCACUGUGUGAGUUGCUGCUUUCAGAUCCCUCCAGUGUGAAUUUUGUAGAUUUUAAUCAUCUUUUCAAGCAUAUUUUUUCUUUUUCAUGAAAGUGAUGUACAGUGGAAAUAGUGUGACCACACCACCACUGUAGGAGGUAAAAGUAGACCAAAUAGAGUGGAAAAGAAAGCAGCCUGAUGCGUACUCUGUUAAUGAGGUGCAGGUCAUGUGAUUGGGAGCUUUGCCAGUAACAAUGAAACUACAAAGAUGUUGAUUAUGAAAGUGAUAAUAAGGCUGGAGCGUGGGUUUGGCAGCUGAUUCUGUACAGUGUGUGGGUUAGUGUAGAAACUUCUAUCAGUGUUUCUGUAACAUCUGUAGCAAAUUAAAGUAUUACAAGAAAAUAUUGGGUUUUUUUAUUAAACGGCAUAGAAGACGCUUGUAGCACUUUGUGUAAAUAGGAAAAUUCAUAAUUAUUUGGAUCAUAGAGAAGCAGCUGAGCAUUAUAGUAUCAUAUGCAGGAGGGCCAAGUAUGUUUUCUUCCAGGCUGUUUGUCACCAGUUAAUGUCAACACCAUGAAUCAAACUCCACAUUUCUCUCCUUCCACUCAAUGCUUUGGACAGGUUGAAAUAUGGCACACACUUGAUGCCAGCCAGGGGUGCAGUUCUAAAUAUCUCCCAUAGGAUUUAUAUCUUUAAAGGUAAAGAGGGAAGCUGAAAUUAAUUUUGGUGAGACUGUAAGAGAUGAGCGGGCCUAGCCCUGCUUUUAACGCGUUAGUCCAGGGUGACUCAUCUUUUCAGCCCAGCCUAAGGAAAUGAAUGGCUCAGUCAGACUGUGACCAUGUAUCAAGCUAACUCUGCUCUGGCACCUGCCCAAGUGUCACAACAACAAAUGUUGCGCUACAUGAAGAGAAGUAUGACAGUGAACAGGCAGAGCAGCCAGCAGGAAGGACACUAGACAAAGUUUGGCAUUUUGCACUCAGGGAAAAUUAGCUUUGAGCAUGAACUGACUUUUAUUUCAAACCAUUUUUGUGCCUUGUAACUAUUGUAAAUCCUCUGUGCACAUGUAAAUAUGUAAAACAGCCUGAACUGUAAAAUGUGUGUUUUCCAAAAUACAGAUUUAUAUUGCUUAGUCAACCUUAUGUAUUUUAAUCUGCCACCAUGAAUAAAAGCUUUAUUGCCUGAA
Messenger RNA from Cheilinus undulatus (humphead wrasse), 4808 nucleotides. RefSeq names its product rho guanine nucleotide exchange factor 26-like. Gene Ontology annotation, biological process: activation of GTPase activity. The transcript has 15 exons. The coding region runs from base 305 to 3310 and encodes 1001 amino acids. Gene Ontology annotation, molecular function: guanyl-nucleotide exchange factor activity; protein binding. Lineage: Eukaryota; Metazoa; Chordata; Actinopteri; Labriformes; Labridae. The record is from RefSeq and is a predicted model, not a curated record.